AUGAAAUACAGAGUAAAAGGCAAGAAAAGAUGCCAGCGGAGCUCCAUGUCUGAUUCGGAUCUUAUGAAGAGCGGGGGAGCAGCCAACAGGGGCCCCGAAUGCAAGUCCCCUCCGACUCAAAGGGUGGAGCUGCUGAGCCCCUCCAAGGUGAAGGACCGCACUCAGAACGUCACAGAGAAGGUGACACAGGUACUUUCUUUGGAGUCUGAUGUACUGCCUGAAUACAAACUCCAGGUGCCAGAGACAACAUGGUGGAUCUUACUUCACUACAGCCCCUUCAAGGCUUUUUGGGAUUGGAUUAUUCUCCUCCUGGUCCUCUACACAGCUGUUUUCACUCCCUACUCUGCUGCCUUCCUCUUGGAUGAACAUGGGGACGUACAUCAAAGGAGCUGUGGCUACACGUGUGACCCUCUUAAUGUGGUGGACCUUAUGGUGGAUGUACUGUUUAUUGUGGAUAUAGUCAUCAACUUUCGCACCACCUAUGUGGACCACAACGACGAGGUGGUCACGCAGCCAAGCCGGAUAGCCAAGCACUAUAUCAAAGGCUGGUUCCCCAUCGAUCUGUUUGCAGCAAUCCCUUUUGAUCUCCUCGUUUUCAGAUCUGGCUCUGAUGAGGUAAGAACUAUGGCAACUUUAAUUGGCCUUCUGAAAACAGCUCGGCUGCUGCGAUUGGUCCGUGUGGCAAGAAAGCUGGACCGCUACUCUGAAUAUGGGGCUGCUGUUCUCUUCUUGCUUAUGUGCACCUUUGUGCUCAUUGCCCAUUGGCUAGCGUGCAUUUGGUACGCCAUCGGCUUCGUGGAGAGGCCGUACACAGAGACGGGUUGGCUGGACAACCUGGCAGAGCAGCUGGGCAAGGCAUACAACGACAGUGACUCCACCUCUGGCCCAUCAAUCAAAGACAAGUACGUCACAGCGUUGUAUUUCACCUUCAGCAGUUUGACCAGCGUGGGCUUUGGUAAUGUCUCUCCAAACACCAACUCUGAAAAGAUCUUCUCCAUCUGCGUCAUGGUCAUUGGCUCUCUCAUGUAUGCCAGCAUAUUUGGGAAUGUGUCAGCCAUAAUCCAGCGGUUGUACUCUGGUACAACUCGCUACCACACCCAGAUGCUGCGGGUCAAAGAGUUCAUCCGCUUUCACCAAAUCCCAGGUGACCUUCGCCAAAGGCUGGAGGAGUACUUCCAGCAUGCAUGGUCCUAUACGAACGGCAUCGACAUGAAUGCUGUUUUAAAGGGUUUUCCAGAGUGCCUGCAGGCAGACAUCUGUUUGCAUUUGAACCGAUCUCUGCUACAAAAUUGUAAGGCCUUCCGUGGUGCCAGUCAAGCCUGUCUACGUGCCUUAGCUAUGAGGUUCAAGACGGUCCACGCUCCACCAGGAGAUACCCUGAUCCACUCUGGGGACAUCUUGGACUCUCUCUUCUUCAUUUCCCGUGGAUCCAUCCAGGUCAUCAGGGAUGAUGUGGUGGUAGCCAUAUUAGAAAAGAACGACAUCUUUGGCGAGCCGAUCCACCUGUGUGAUGAGCCAGGGAAGUCCAGUUCAGAUGUACAUGCCAUCACCUACUGUGACCUUCACCGCAUCCUGAGGGACGACUUGCUGGAAGUCCUGGACAUCUAUCCGAGCUUUGCAAACAACUUCUGGAGGAACUUGGAGAUCACCUUUGACCUUAGAGAUGCUGAUCAGGUUUUGCCAGUAAUAGCAGCAGAUGAUUCUGGUGAUGACUGUGGGUAUCGUCACAGGCCAAGACACAGAGUCCACUCCCUGGAUUGCCGAAUCAGGCCAGAUGGAAUGGAUCAUGAAGACUCAAACCCCCCUCAGUCAUUCCGUCAUCGUCACUCGGCUCCGCAGCCGCACUGGGAUGACCACUGCAGCUGUGGAUCGCCGUGCUCCCAGUCUAGCGAGGACCUGAGUAAGCCCCUUGCACAUGUAGCCAAAGUGGAGUUGUACCCACCAGAAGAUGCCAGGCGCGAUUACUCCCCCUCUGUGGUGCAGCUGCUGCCCCCUGGUGGCAACUCGAUGGGGAGGGAAACAGUGUUGGACAGGGGCCAUUCAUAUGUUUCCUCAGGACCAUCUUUGAAUGUGCCUGGAAUGUAUCGUUACUGGCCAGACCGACAGCAGCAACAGGUGUCCAGUCGUGCCUGGCGAUCCUCUUCUGUCCGCAACUCGUACCACCCCCCACCUUUCACAGAGGAGAGGCCCAGUGAACUGGAGUCUCGACUAGAGGUUUUACAGUCACAGCUCAACAGACUGGAAACUCGCAUGACAGCCGACAUCAAUGUUAUUCUCCAGCUUCUCCAGAGACAGAUCGCUCCCGUCCCUCCUGCCUACAGCACUGUGUCAUCUAGUACUCUCCCUACUGACUCACCUGGCCUGUAUGGGACGGGGACAUCAGUGUUACACACCAUGUACCCCAUCUCUCCUCUACAGAUGGACAGCCGGGCAUCUAUGCAGACCCCUGCCCAGCCUGACCUUAAAUUCACCAAGAAGUCCCAGGAGUCUCUGUCCAGCGGCAUCCACGUCACCGUGGUGUCGGACGAUACGAUGCCCAUGUCUGUCACUCCUGAGACGGAGACCCACGCCAGGCUGGCCCACAAGUUGCGCCAGCCGUCGGUCAAACCCUCCCUCAUGGAGACCACCGGACUCUGCGACAGCCUCCGCUACCCCUCUCUGCCGGGGAACCUGGACAUCGCCUCUGGACUGGCUGAGAUCCAGAAACACCUCUCGGACCCUGUGCUGCCUGUCAUUUGACGCUCAUUUGAGCACCACACUGACCCGUCCUGGUUCAGCAGGCGACAAGGCGUGGUCAACAGCAGAGCCUCAGGAUCUUCUGUAUUCAGGAUGUUUUUUCUAGUACUUCAUGACUAGAGGGAGGAGCUGUUUGAUUAGUGUUGCUCGUUAUCGUCCAAGGCUAUCUUGGGUACACAUUUGCACAGCAAACAGUAAAUGGAAUACAUAAACAUCUCAGGCAAAGUUACCACAGGAUCACAGUAAAUCAGAGACAGUUGCAAAGAAGGUUUUAAAUAAUAUCUACUGUUUUUUUUGUUUUGUUUUGUUUUUUUAAAUGCCAUCUCCCCUUAUGACUGAUAAGACACAGCUGAAACACGUUAUGGUACUUUUUAAAUGAUAGUGACUAACUUAGUAUGUGGGACAAAAUGUUAACACUUUUACGGACUAGCUCCUCUCUAAUUAUCCAGGGUUCCCACUCAGUGUCAAAUGUAAAAUUCCCAGAUUUUUCCAUGACUAAAAUAUUGCUUUUCCAUGGUUUAUACAUUUUUACUAUUUUACUUGACCAGAAUUUUCUAAAAAUACCUCAGAUUCGAAUAUUUUAUUAAUAUAAAAGUUCUGAUUUAUUCUGCAGGGAAGUGAACAUACUGUAAACACUACAGCAAUAAUUAUUACAUUUGAUGUAUAAUCAGUUACGCAUUUUAUCUUUAAUGAAAAAAAAAUAUUUUGAGAAAAAAAAUUCUGAUAUUCCAUGACUUGUCAUUAAAUUCCCUGAUUUUUCCUGUGAGGAAUAGAUUUCAAAAUUCCUUUACUUUCUGUAUAUUCCAUGUCCUGUGGGAACCCUGAUAAGAUAUGAAAGUUACUGAAUAAUGAACUUAAGACAAAUUUUUUUUCAACACUGGAUAUACACUCAGAACUAAUUUCGACCCAGUCAUUU
Molecule: messenger RNA, 3652 nt
Organism: Myripristis murdjan (pinecone soldierfish)
Lineage: Eukaryota; Metazoa; Chordata; Actinopteri; Holocentriformes; Holocentridae
Gene: kcnh6b
Product: potassium voltage-gated channel, subfamily H (eag-related), member 6b
Exons: 12
Coding region: 1-2739 (912 amino acids)
Biological process (GO): membrane repolarization during cardiac muscle cell action potential; regulation of heart rate by cardiac conduction; regulation of ventricular cardiac muscle cell membrane repolarization
Cellular component (GO): plasma membrane
Molecular function (GO): inward rectifier potassium channel activity
Source: RefSeq, a predicted model, not a curated record